CGCGGAUCCGAUUCCUUGCGAUCCACUCGAAGUCAUUACCCUCCGGAAGAAGUUUGUCUGGUUGUGUCGAUUGAACGGUGCUCACUCCGUCGCUCGACCGGGGCGAGAUCCUUGUUACCCUAGGUUACGCCCCCCGAACGAUCGAGUUGUUUCUGUUCCUCGGAUUCGGCUCUAGGAUUCGAGAUCUUCUUGUCUACCUUGGUGAUUCUUUGUGAGGUAGCUUCUGCUUGCAAGUAUUCUCAUCAUUUCUGCUUUUGACGCUGGAACGACAUGGCAAAACUUGGAACUGUUGGCCGCAGUGGAUUUCUAAGAAAACCCAAUGAGAGUUUGAGGCUCAUUAUUACAACUGUCAUUGGAGUUGCAUUUGGAUACUUGAUAGGAAUCUCCUUUCCUACAGUUAACAUAAUUAAGCUUCACUUCCCUUCCAGCAUCUUAUCAUACAUUGAAGAGAGGAACUCAGGCACCACAACCCAAUCUUUAUUGAAUCACGCUUGGGCUUCUUCCAGUAAUCAAAACAGAAAUAAUUCUACUUCUAGCUCGACUAAUCUUCUGAAGAUUUAUGUACCUACUAAUCCUAGAGGUGCAGAAAGACUACCUCCUGAUAUAGUUGUGUCAGAGUCAGAUUUUUAUUUGCGCAGAUUGUGGGGCAAUCCUGAUGAGGACCUAGCUACCAAACAGAAGUAUCUUGUGACUUUCACAGUUGGAUAUGAGCAGAAACGUAAUAUUGAUGCCGUGGUCAAAAAAUUUUCUGAAGAUUUCACAAUUUUAUUAUUCCAUUAUGAUGGUCGGACUUCUGAGUGGGAUGAAUUUGAGUGGUCAAAACAGGCUAUUCAUGUGAGUGUCAGGAAGCAAACCAAAUGGUGGUAUGCUAAAAGAUUUUUGCACCCUGACAUCGUGGCUCCAUACGAGUACAUCUUCAUAUGGGAUGAGGACCUAGGUGUUGAGCAUUUUGAUGCAGAAAAGUACAUUAAAUUAGUGAAGAAACAUGGGCUGGAGAUUUCACAACCUGGUUUGGAGCCAAACAAUGGUUUGACAUGGCAAAUGACUAAAAGAAGAGGUGACCGUGAAGUGCACAAAGAAACAGAGGAGAGACCAGGCUGGUGUACUGACGCACAUUUGCCUCCAUGUGCUGCAUUUGUGGAAAUUAUGGCACCUGUGUUCUCCAGGGAUGCAUGGCGUUGUGUAUGGCAUAUGAUUCAGAAUGAUCUGGUUCAUGGAUGGGGUCUUGAUUUUGCUCUUAGAAAAUGUGUAGAGCCCGCUCAUGAGAAAAUAGGAGUUGUAGAUUCUCAGUGGAUUGUUCAUCAGGUGGUUCCUUCGCUUGGUAAUCAGGGCCUAGCAGAGAAUGGUAGAGCACCAUGGGAAGGGGUCAGACAGCGUUGUAGGAAAGAAUGGGGCAUGUUUCAAACACGUAUGUCAGAUGCUGAGAAGGCAUAUUUCAGAGCAAUGGGGAUAUCUCCUCCGAAUUCAACAGUUAGAUAAGUGGUUUAUUUUGUCACACAAUAAAUUGGACAGUGUGAUGUGACGUAUGUAGAUAGAUAGAUGCAUCUGUUGAUAAUUUUUUUAACGUUAGAAUUUAUGGCUAUUGCUAGCACAACUGUAGUUGUAGUUUAUCCAGGCCUUAAGGAAUGUUCUUUGGACUUGACCUUCAA
Musa acuminata AAA Group (dessert banana) is the source of this 1649-nucleotide messenger RNA. RefSeq lists its product as uncharacterized. The transcript has 15 exons. The coding region runs from base 271 to 1479 and encodes 402 amino acids. The record is from RefSeq and is a predicted model, not a curated record. Lineage: Eukaryota; Viridiplantae; Streptophyta; Magnoliopsida; Zingiberales; Musaceae.